Molecule: messenger RNA, 153 nt
Organism: Cooperia oncophora
Lineage: Eukaryota; Metazoa; Nematoda; Chromadorea; Rhabditida; Trichostrongylidae
Source: the annotation of a GenBank genome assembly
AUGUAUGAUCCCAAGAAAAGAAUUAGCGCUGCUGACGCUCUAGCGCACCCAUUCUUUACGGAACGUCCUCUGCCAUGCGAUCCAGUACUGAUCCCAUCGCUACCACCGAGUUACAGCAAGAAACGGAAAAGAGACGAGUCAUCGCAGAUAUAG